This is a messenger RNA of Coniophora puteana RWD-64-598 SS2, 1133 nucleotides long. RefSeq names its product aldolase. Gene Ontology annotation, biological process: carbohydrate metabolic process; pentose-phosphate shunt, non-oxidative branch. The record is from RefSeq and is a predicted model, not a curated record. Gene Ontology annotation, molecular function: transaldolase activity. NCBI's taxonomy places the organism in Eukaryota, Fungi, Basidiomycota, Agaricomycetes, Boletales, Coniophoraceae. The transcript has 7 exons. Bases 1 to 1044 code for a protein of 347 amino acids. Gene Ontology annotation, cellular component: intracellular anatomical structure.
AUGAGCUCUCAAACCCUCCUCGAUUACAUUCGUACUUCCACCUCUGUCACCAUUGAUGUCGACUCAAACGAUGCUAGCAUCGCGAAACCUCUCGCUCAGAACAAGCUCUUCUGCGACAUGACAUCCAAUCAAGCUCUGGUUUACGCAGAGGUAGUCAAGCCAGAGAACUCUGACCUUCUCCAGAAGGCUGCUGGUUGGGCACGAGACAACAAGCUGGAUGUCUCCAAUGACGCCGACGCCCUCAAAAUUAUCGAUCACCUGACAACUCUUCUUGGGAAGAGGGUAUAUCCGUACCUUACCGGACGCGUGCAUGCUCAAGUUUCUCCCGCAUUCGCCGACUCCAAAGACAAAACGGUUGAGCACGCGACACGUCUCGUCAAGCUGUACGGAGAGGGAGAUAAUGCCAUACCAAAGGAUCGUAUCUGUAUCAAGAUACCUGCCAAUCAAGCUUCCAUAGAAGCUUGCAAGGAGCUCGAGGAAAAGGGUAUUCGAACACUCGCCACCACUCUCUUCUCAGUCCCGCAAGCAGUCGCUGCCCAUCAAGCGAACUGCUUGUACGUCGCACCUUACUUCAAUGAACUCGGCGUGCACUUCCCAUCCGAGGCUGCAGAAUGGAUGGGCUACGGCAAGGAUACGGCGACAAAGCAUCCCAUGGCCGCUGUGAUACGCUCUGUCGUUCUCACAUUUAGAAAAUUGCACUCAAAAACGCUCGUCAUGCCCGCGAGUAUUGUAACACCGGAAGAGGUCAUGGCUCUCGUCACUCUGGAGCCGGACCACUUGACUAUUUCUGGUGGAGUUCUCAACAAGAUGAAUGACCCACAAACGGCAUGGUCAGAGUCUGAUCUUGCUCCUAGUAAUAUUCAGGUUCCAGAGAUCAGCCUUGAAGAGCUAGCGAAGAUCGACUACCUUGACGGCCACUCACUCAGGGAAGCCAUCGACGCCGACCCCGAGACACGGCAGAAGCUAGCGGAUGCGCUGCGGAUCUUUGACGAGAGGGAGAAGCUGACGAAGGAAUUUUUGCGCAAAGAGUUGCCGAAGUACUAACUUUCUCUUUUGAAUCACAUUUACCAUAACUUGUAGCUUAUGUGGCGGACGAAAAGUUGAGACGAGAAAUCAAUGUUAGCCCCUAUCAC